AUGGGGCGCAACUUUCCUGAGCUGCUAGUCAAGGACCUGAAGAACUCGGCAUCAAUCUUUACAUCCAGGCAUAUGACAUUAGGCCCUCCAGAACCAACUCUACUUACUGAGGAACCGGAAAUACAUGACGACUGCCCCGUUAUGGCAAGAUCAGAUAGGCCCCCGUCUUGCUACCAGCUGCCUAAACUUAAAAGAUUAUCUGCGGUGGUUCCUAAUCUUGACCCGGCGACUUGGCUAUUCGAACAGGACAUAGAACCGGUAUCAUCUUCAAGCAGUGAAUCAUCAAGAUCCUCUUUUGAGAUGGAAUCAAUUCCCACACGGCCCCGCCAAGAGUCUGUAAUAACAAACGGUACAAUCACCUCCGAAAGGCCAUGUAUGAGCAAAUCCAACACCUCAAAAAGUUCAGCAAAUCAUGACCGCCACCACCGCCAAAAGAGCUGGGUGGAUUUGGAUCCCGACUCAACCGACACCGAGGCAAGCAAAUCAUCUUCUGAAACGAAGCCCUCUACCGGAAGUUCCUCUCAGAAUGCCACAAAAUUCAAAAAGUCACCAUCACUCAACGGACACGGACAAGGCACGCGACGCUUUUUUGCCCUUCAGCAGACCCGGUCUACAGAGAGGCGUGACGAGGAGCCGUCUCCCACAAGGAAAAGUACAACUGUAGUGACAUCUAGUAAUAAGAAGACAUCAAGUUCUGUCAGCAGCCGGACUGAGGACAUCUCAGCAGGGAAAGGCAGUUUGCUCUCGACUAGGAGAGCAUCUGUAGUCCGCACCUUGUCACAUAUCGACACAAGCCUAGGAUCGCCUAAAAAUAACAUGGAGUUCUCAUCACCAGUUUGGCGCUCACCGCAAGAUUCGCAACAAGGACCACCAAUUCCGCUACCGCCGGAUGUUGUCGAGACGCUUACGGUUUGCACAUCUUCUUUCCCUGAGACGAUGCUGCUGUGCUCCAGCCUAUCUGUUGAGACGAUCAGGACAUAUUCGCGCAAAGUCAAGCGACCUGGUUCUCCGGAAAACAGCGAGGCUCGCAAGCUUCUCCUGGAAGGUUCCACCCCGACUCACCCAACCAUGCCGCCAACACCACCACAAUCGGCAGGCUUCUCCCGCUGGCGCUUCUCCAGCAUGUUGUCGCCGAUGAAGUCGACAGCCUCAUUUAUGACCUCUAGCAGCGGCAACAGCAACAACAAUCACGGUGAACAGCCACGGUACUCAACAGAAAGUAACCCAUCACGCACCGGCAGGCGAUCAUCCAAGACCCAAGUUGGCCGUGGUAGCCCUGCGCCGGCGCACCCAGACUUCGCACGGUUCAAGUCUAUCUUUCCAGGCGUGGCAGAUUAUCUCUGCGACGCGCUCUAUGCCCACAUUGUUGUGUACAACUACAUAGUUCUGUUCUGCGGCCCUGCGACCUUCUCUGCCAAACCCUCCCGCGUCUCCAGCCCACGCUCAGCGACGAAAACAGAUUUCUGCCCAUCCCCGGCGCCACGAGUCCAAAGCAGUAGCAGCAGCACUACCACGAAUACCUCCACAACCACCACCACCCCUACUACCACCAACUCUCCAAACAACAAGCAAAACCACAAGGUCCCGAAAAAGGCUGCCCAUGUUCUCGGAAUCGCCAGGCCAGCCACCACAGUAUUGUCCUCCCCACGUGCUACAGACGCCUUCCACGCUCACCUGGCCGAGGCGACGCGAGCAUCCCUGGUACGUGUUAGCGCCACGGACCUGGAGAUUGUCGAAGUCGGGCCCAAAAAGACGAGCAGCAGCAGCGGCAGUGGCAGCAACGCCCAGUCCCCUCAAAAGAUUUCCCGCAAGCAAUCGCGCAGCGAAGAAGACGGCGCUGCUGAGCAAGACGAGAAUGCACCGCUGCGUGCACUCAGGGACGCGCUGGGGUCGUGCAUCGUGCGCCUUAUCAAAACUAUGAUGCUCAUGUCCUCUUCCCCUUCUUCUCCCUCUUGCUGUCCCAACGACGACGAGAUUGACAUCGCGCCGGAGGGGGGCAGGGUCGGUGCCUCAGAUCCCGUCGACUCGUUGCUCGUCCGGACCCUUUGCGAGAUGGUCAAGUGCUGCGAGGAUGUUGACUGA
Messenger RNA from Pyricularia grisea, 2082 nucleotides. RefSeq lists its product as uncharacterized. The record is from RefSeq and is a predicted model, not a curated record. The transcript has 2 exons. The coding region runs from base 1 to 2082 and encodes 693 amino acids. NCBI's taxonomy places the organism in Eukaryota, Fungi, Ascomycota, Sordariomycetes, Magnaporthales, Pyriculariaceae.